Messenger RNA from Acaulospora colombiana, 527 nucleotides. Lineage: Eukaryota; Fungi; Glomeromycota; Glomeromycetes; Diversisporales; Acaulosporaceae. The record is from the annotation of a GenBank genome assembly.
AUGAGCAGUGAUCUUCGAAGACAUCACAAAGAAGAUCCUGCAGACUCAUCUUCAAGUGUUGAGAGCAAUAAUGCCGUGAGAGGUCAGCGUGCUCGUUUGGACCAGGCAUCCAGGCGAGACAGGACAGGAGCAAAAAGGAAUAUUCUUGGCUCAACAAUCAAACAUCUGCUUCUCUGGAACCUAGAGAUCUUCAAUUUGAUGGUUCGACUGAUGAAGAAACCAAUGUACGUCUUAGACCUUCACCGACCUCUUCAUCGAUGCAAUCGCGCCAGUCUGUCACUUGCCGGGUUUAUUCGGAACGAACCAGUGCGAACAGCUACUCGGGCGAGCAGUCUAGGGGCCCAUCUCGGCAUGGAGAUGAAAAGGUCCGAAUCAGCUGUGCGAGAUUUGAGUGCAGUUGUCGGUGCUUCUGAUCUCAAGUCCAAGAAAGAGCUCGAAUCAUCUUUGAACGAACUUGCCUCUUCAAUGAAGCAAGCGGUCCCACUCUUGAGCAAAAUGGAGGCGGCAAUGGACGGCACAGUCGACUA